AUGGGGUUUCGUGACAAAAAUCAUCCAGAUUACGUUUGUCGCCUCAAAAAAUCUCUAUAUGGGUUGAAGCAGGCGCCUCGGGCUUGGUACCAGCGAUUUACCGACUUUGUCCUCACUCUUAGGUUCACACAAAGCAAAUGUGAUGCUUCUUUAUUUGUGCAUCAUCAGGGCUGUGAUACUGCAUUUCUUCUUCUCUACGUCGAUGAUAUCCUGCUCGUUACGUCUUCGUCAUCGCUUCGGCAACAUCUCAUGACUAGCUUGGCACACGAAUUUGCCAUGAAGGACCUUGGUCCUCUCAGUUUCUUUCUUGGUAUAUCGGUUACUCGCGACAAAAAUUCAAUGUUUCUGUCCCAACAUGCAUACGCCGCUAAAAUAGUUGAACGUGCAGGUAUGUCCUCAUGUCGCCCGGUUCACACUCCCGUGGACACUCACGCAAAAUUAAGUGCCACCGGGGGUGAUCCGUUCCACGAUCCUACACUUUAUCGGAGUUUGGCUGGGGCACUUCAAUAUUUGACCUUUACGAGACCCGACAUAAGCUAUGCUGUCCAACAAAUAUGCACACACAUGCACGCGCCAACUACCGCACACUGGGAAGCUCUCAAACGCAUCAUUCGCUACAUUCAGGGAACACAGUCAUAUGGUCUUACACUUGGCCCAUCUGCCGACCCGCGUCUUCUUGCUUAUACGGAUGCUGAUUGGGCCGGCUGCCCCGAUACCCGUCGUUCCACCAGUGGAUACUGUGUGUACUAUAGGGAUAAUCUCAUCUCCUGGUCCUCGAAGCGUCAAGCCACCAUCUCCCGCUCUAGUGCGGAAGCCGAAUACCGGGGAGUAGCCAAUGUUGUUGCAGAAAUUUGUAAUCCGGUUCAGCACCAGCGAACCAAACAUAUCGAGCUCGAUAUACAUUUUGUUCGUGAACAGGUUCAAUGGGGUCAAGUUCGUAUCUUACAUGUCCCGUCUCGUUAUCAGAUUGCCGACAUUUUCACUAAAGGUUUACCACGUGUUCUUUUUGAAGACUUCCAAUCCAGUCUCAGCAUAUGA
This is a messenger RNA of Helianthus annuus (common sunflower), 1038 nucleotides long. RefSeq lists its product as uncharacterized. The transcript is spliced from 2 exons. The record is from RefSeq and is a predicted model, not a curated record. NCBI's taxonomy places the organism in Eukaryota, Viridiplantae, Streptophyta, Magnoliopsida, Asterales, Asteraceae. Bases 1 to 1038 code for a protein of 345 amino acids.